AUGGCACAAGUGCCGACUGCCCAAAAUGAAAGCGAGAAGAAAAAUGAGAAACUAGCCACCGCCAUCCUCAACUCAAAGGCAAAGCCCAACCGCCUCCUAGUCGAUCAGAGCGAGAAAGAUGACAACUCGGUCAUCUCCCUUUCCCAGGCCAAGAUGGACGAGCUCGGCCUCUUCCGAGGUGAUACCGUCAUGCUCAAGGGAAAGAAGCGUCGCGAAACUGUAUGUAUUGUCCUCGCCGAUGAUGGUUGCCCCAACGAUAAGGUUCGCAUGAACCGUGUCGUUCGUCACAAUCUGCGUGUCCGUCUUGGCGAUGUUGUCAGUGUAACUGCAGCCCCAAAUGUUGGUUAUGGCAAGCGAGUCCAUGUGCUUCCCAUCGAUGACACAAUCGAGGGAUUGACUGGAAACCUCUUUGAAGUGUUCCUCAAGCCCUAUUUUGUGGAAUCCUAUCGCCCAUUGCACAAGGGAGAUAUCUUCACCGUCAACGCUGCUAUGCGUAAUGUCGAAUUUAAGGUUAUCGAAACCGAUCCGGCCCCUGCCUGCAUCGUUGCCCCCGACACAGUGCUCCACUAUGAAGGUGAUGCCAUCAAGCGUGAAGAUGAAGAGGAAAACAUCAACGAUGUUGGAUACGACGACAUUGGAGGCGCCCGCAAGCAAUUGGCCCAAAUCAAGGAAAUGGUCGAACUCCCGUUGCGCCACCCACAACUCUUCAAAGCUAUCGGAAUCAAGCCACCUCGUGGUAUUCUUCUCUAUGGACCUCCCGGUACUGGAAAGACCUUGAUCGCUCGUGCUGUUGCUAACGAGACUGGAGCUUUCUUCUUCCUGAUCAAUGGCCCCGAGAUCAUGUCCAAGCUAGCUGGUGAAUCCGAGUCGAAUCUGCGUAAGGCUUUCGAAGAGUGCGAGAAGAACAGCCCGGCCAUUCUCUUCAUAGAUGAGAUUGAUGCUAUUGCCCCCAAACGUGAGAAGACGCACGGAGAGGUUGAGCGUCGUAUCGUCUCACAGCUGCUGACCCUUAUGGAUGGUCUCAAACAGCGUGCUCACGUCGUUGUCAUCGCCGCUACGAACCGCCCGAACUCGAUCGACGGUGCUCUCCGUCGUUUCGGGCGUUUUGACCGUGAGAUUGACAUCGGUAUCCCGGAUGCUGUCGGCCGCCUCGAAGUCCUGCGUAUUCACACCAAGAAUAUGAAGCUUAACGAUGACGUCGAUCUCGAGCAGGUUGCCAAUGAGUGCCACGGAUACGUCGGUGCUGAUUUGGCUUCUCUCUGCUCCGAGGCGGCCCUGCAGCAGAUUCGCGAGAAGAUGGACCUGAUUGACCUCGAGGACGACACUAUUGAUGCUGAAGUCUUGAACAGUCUGGCUGUGACUAUGGAGAACUUCAGGUUUGCUAUGGGCAAGUCUUCUCCAUCGGCAUUGCGAGAAACCGUUGUCGAAACCCCGAACACCACCUGGGCAGACAUUGGUGGUCUACAGAACGUCAAGCGCGAGCUUCAAGAGCUUGUCCAGUACCCUGUCGAGCAUCCCGAGAAGUACCUCAAGUUCGGUAUGCAGCCAUCGCGUGGUGUGCUCUUCUAUGGUCCUCCCGGUUGCGGUAAGACGCUGCUCGCCAAAGCCAUUGCCAAUGAGUGCCAGGCCAACUUCAUCUCGAUCAAGGGUCCUGAACUGUUGACGAUGUGGUUCGGAGAAUCUGAGGCUAACGUUCGUGACGUGUUCGACAAGGCUCGUGCCGCUGCUCCUUGCGUUCUCUUCUUCGACGAGUUGGACUCGGUCGCCAAGGCUCGUGGUGGCUCUGCUGGAGAUGGAGGAGGUGCUGCUGACCGUGUGAUCAACCAAAUUCUGACUGAAAUGGACGGUAUGAACAGCAAGAAGAACGUGUUCAUCAUCGGAGCCACCAACCGACCGGAUAUUAUCGAUUCGGCUGUGUUGCGUCCUGGUCGUCUUGAUCAGCUCAUCUACAUCCCGUUGCCGGAUGAGGCUUCGAGGAUUCAGAUCUUCAAGGCUAAUCUCAGGAAGACUCCAGUUGCUCCGGAUGUGGAUAUGAUUGUUCUGGCCAGGACAACUGUUGGAUUUUCUGGCGCUGACAUCACAGAGAUUUGCCAAAGGGCUUGCAAGCUUGCCAUCCGCGAAUCAAUUGAGAAGGACAUUCGUAUGGAGAAGGAGCGUCAAGAGAGACGUGAGAGGGGCCACGAUGAAGAUCUCAUGGAUGAGGAGCCAGUCGAUCCGGUCCCGGAAAUCACCCGUGGACACUUCGAGGAAGCGAUGAAGUUCGCUCGUCGUUCCGUCACUGACAACGACAUCCGGAAGUACGAGAUGUUCGCCCAAACCCUGCAGCAACAACGCGGCUUCGGCAACAACUUCAAAUUCCCGGGUGAACAACAAAACCAGGGCGGUCAGCCACAACCGACCCAACCCUCUGGUGGAACCGGAAAUGAUGACGAUGACUUGUACGGC
Mesorhabditis spiculigera is the source of this 2445-nucleotide messenger RNA. Lineage: Eukaryota; Metazoa; Nematoda; Chromadorea; Rhabditida; Rhabditidae. The record is from the annotation of a GenBank genome assembly.